AUGGCGGGUGGAGUUUUAGUUGUUUCAAAACAAGGGAGGCAAUAUGAGGGGAAGGUUACAGUGUUUGUUUUGGUCACAUGUUUGGUGGCGGCUAUGGGUGGUCUACUUUUUGGUUAUGAUCUUGGUAUUACAGGAGGAGUGACUUCCAUGGAACCAUUCUUAGUUAAAUUCUUCCCAGGUGUUUACAAACAAAUGAAAGAUGAAUCUGAACACGAGAGCCAAUAUUGCAAAUUUGAUAAUGAGCUUCUUACUUUGUUCACAUCUUCCUUGUAUAUUGCAGCUAGGGCUGCUUUAAUAGCUUCUUUCUUUGCUUCAACUACUACAAGAAUGUUAGGACGCAAGGCCUCAAUGUUUGCAGGUGGCUUGUUUUUCCUGGUGGGUGCAUUGCUCAAUGGUUUUGCUAUCAACAUUGAAAUGCUUAUCAUCGGUCGCUUAUUACUUGGUUUUGGUGUAGGAUAUUGUAAUCAGUCAGUUCCAGUGUAUUUGUCUGAAAUGGCUCCAGCAAAGAUUAGAGGUGCGCUCAACAUGGGCUUCCAAAUGAUGAUUACUAUUGGAAUCCUAGUGGCAAACAUUAUUAAUUACUUUACUUCCAAUCUCGAGAGGGGAUGGAGAAUUUCUUUGGGUGUUGGAGCAGUCCCUGCAAUUUUGUUGUGUAUAGGAUCCUUUUUUUUAGGCGACACACCAAACUCUAUGAUUGAAAGGGGCCAAAAAGAAAGAGCUAAGAAAAUGUUGCAAAAGAUUCGUGGUAUUGAUAAUGUCGAUGAGGAGUUCCAAGAUCUAAUUGAUGCUAGCGAGGAAGCAAAAAAGGUGCAACACCCGUGGAAGAAUCUUACACAAUUGAGAUACAGACCUCAACUAACAUUUUGCUCUCUCAUUCCAUUCUUCCAACAACUCACAGGAAUCAAUGUUAUCAUGUUUUAUGCCCCCGUCCUUUUCAAAACUUUGGGCUUCGGAAACGAUGCUUCCCUCAUGUCCUCAGUAAUUACCGGAGGUGUCAACGUACUCGCUACUUUUGUUUCUAUUUUCACUGUUGACAAGUUUGGAAGAAAGAUUUUGUUUAUUGAAGGCGGUGUCCAAAUGUUUCUUUGUCAGAUUAUUGUUGGAAGCAUGAUUGCUGUCAAGUUUGGAGUUAGCGGUGAAGGAUCCUUUACACACAUUGAAGCCAACCUUCUUUUGUUCUUUAUAUGUUUGUAUGUUGCAGCAUAUGCAUGGUCUUGGGGUCCAUUGGGAUGGUUAGUUCCUAGUGAAAUAUGCUCUCUUGAGGUUCGCUCUGCAGGUCAAGCUACCAAUGUUGCUGUGAACAUGUUAUUCACCUUCGCCAUUGCUCAAGUUUUUCUUACUAUGCUUUGUCACUUGAAGUUUGGACUUUUCUUCUUCUUUGCCGGCUUUGUGCUUAUAAUGACAAUUUUCAUUGUCAUGUUUUUUCCCGAGACAAAUAAUGUCCCGAUUGAAGAAAUGAAUAAAGUGUGGAAGUCUCAUUGGUUUUGGUCAAAGUUUGUUCCAGAUGUUGUCGUUGAUCAUGACCGUAAAGCCGUUGUUUGA
Messenger RNA from Lathyrus sativus (Indian pea), 1542 nucleotides. NCBI's taxonomy places the organism in Eukaryota, Viridiplantae, Streptophyta, Magnoliopsida, Fabales, Fabaceae. The record is from the annotation of a GenBank genome assembly.